UCCUCCAACUUGCGUCUACCGUCAACGAGGCUCCAGCUGGCUCAAUUGCAUAAGAUGUUACUCACAAACUCAAAACGAGCCCUUGCUCUUUUCCUCACGGCAGGCGUGCUCCAAAUUCAAGCAUUUCCCCAAGACGGCGCCCCAAAUUCUCUGCUCGUAAGCACUCCUUCCAGACUUUCUGGUGACCAAGCUGGCAAACAAUCUGGUCUCAUGAUAACUAACAACACGGCCACAGCCAGCUUUCACUCUGAUCGGCGGAAACGGUGGCGCGGAAACAGGAAGAUGCACAGGUGCGAAUCUCGACAACUUGAAGGCAUCCUACGAGGAUAUGUGCUUGAUGGCACAAAGAGCUCGAGACGAGAUUGAUUUCAUUUUAGCACAGGCUGCUGCAACUCAAGGUGAAGGGCCACCUAGGCCCGAUAAAGCCGCUGCUCAAGCAGACAUCAACACCUGGCAGAGGUGGCAUCGUGUACGCGGGACUUUUAUUUCAAUGUUUGGCCAUGACGUCUUCGCGAAGCAUGAAGAUGCCACAGGCAAUCCCAGCGAUGUGCCGCCUGGUCAACCCAAGGGCUUCGCUAGGCAGCUUACGCGAGGUCAGUAUAUGACCUUAGAGAAGAACUAGAUUUGCUGUCUCGAAGUGCUAAGAUUUGUGCAGGCUUCUAUGACCGGGUAGCGACAGAAUUCUGUGGCGGUGUACCCACUCAGAAGUUGCUCUUGUGCACUGAUGCAGACUUCAGAUUCAUCCCAAUAGGAACAACGGAUCCCGGCGAUCCGCAAGGCCAGAACAUCGAAACCACUCGUAAAUAGUGCCACUUCUGCACCAAGAGAAGCUCAUUACUGACUGUUCCUAGAUCCACAGUGCAGAAACGUCGGUGGUGUUUGGUAUUCGCCAAACAUGCCCAAUGAUGGCCGACGAUAUGACGAAAGUCCACCGCCAAGACAGCCUGGAGAGCCGGUGGCAUGUCAUGGAAGCGGAGAAGACUCCUUGGCGGUCACAGUGCGGGCGUGGAAUGCCAUAGUCUU
Messenger RNA from Paraphaeosphaeria sporulosa, 1023 nucleotides. RefSeq lists its product as uncharacterized. The transcript has a single exon. Bases 338 to 622 code for a protein of 94 amino acids. The record is from RefSeq and is a predicted model, not a curated record. NCBI's taxonomy places the organism in Eukaryota, Fungi, Ascomycota, Dothideomycetes, Pleosporales, Didymosphaeriaceae.